Molecule: messenger RNA, 2494 nt
Organism: Astrephomene gubernaculifera
Lineage: Eukaryota; Viridiplantae; Chlorophyta; Chlorophyceae; Chlamydomonadales; Astrephomenaceae
Source: the annotation of a GenBank genome assembly
GGCAAGCCAUGCUGAAGCCCCUGGUGAACGCGGGCGAGCGGGCCGCACAGCAGCAACACCGGCAGGGACAACAGCAGCAGCAGGGACAGCAGCAGCAGCAGGGACAGUCCUCGGAGCCCCAACUGAUGGAGCUUCAAACGCGCACAGCGCCGCAACACCUCCAGCAACAACAGGACUAGAUUGGGAGGAUGACACGGAUGGCUCGUUUAGACAUGGUGUGUGAAACAAGUUCGGACGUGGCUUUCCGGAACGGAUUGACCUGCAAGUGGGACAAUGUUGAGUUCGGGAGUACUGGUUGUUCCAGCGCAUACAUGCUGUUGAGUGGGUCGGAUGUGGAGUGUGAGAGCACGAGUAGCAGCAGCAACCACAGCCACAACUGCGACAGGUGCCAACACGCCGCAGCGUCAGAUCGUUUUUGUGUCCACCCGUUGCCAAACUUGAUGUUUUGUGCAUUCCUCCUGAGAUGGAGGUGGGUGUCAGUGUGUGCGGUGAACAUAAUGAUGCAUAUGACUCGCUUGCAUGCAUUUGAUUGGUUGAUCUGGAGGGACAUCUGCCCGGAAUGAGCCAAGCAGCCCUCGCGACCUACAAAGGCAGCCUGGUGGCUCACCGCCUAUUGAAUCGGCUAUAGGGCCCUAACACGCUUGGCAAUUCUUGCCAGGGUGGCGAGGGUACGGGGGAUGCCGUGGCCUUCGACAGCUUGCAACGGGCUAAGCGGGCAGCGGGCCAAGACCACAAGCUGCUAUUGUAUUGCAGAAACAAUUCCCAGAGGAUUAUGCGGCGCAAAGUCUAAGCGGGAGGCGCGCAAGCUUACAUCCCGAUUCCUGGCGGACCUCACGGUUUUGUCGUACAGACAUCUGGCUUACAACACAGCUCCAGAAUCAGUCCUUAGUAGCAUUAGUAUACAACGCUUCUGUGUCAUCUGAUUAUUGCUUUAGUUUAACAGGGACUGCUGUCUUCAGAAACGCGGGAAGAUGGAUGUCAAGCAUUUAGCUCGCUCCCUUGGCAUAAUGCAGCAGCCGGCCAUAAACCGUGCCAGCGAGCUUUUACGGUUACUUAAGCUGAAGAUUCCAGGCGGCUUAGGUCAGGCAAAAAUAUGUAGACCAGCAGUGUGCUUAGAGCUAGCCUGCCAAACGACUCCGGGCAGCAAACUUCCGACUCGGGAAGAGUUUGUACGCUACAGCUGCUCUACAGCUAAGAUCUACAAUGAAACCUUCACUCGGAUACAGCGGCUGUUGGACGUGCGGCCAGCACUGGACUUGCGGGAGCUAGUGACGCUCUUUGGGUGUUCACAGCUCCAUGACAAGGUUCAGCAGCUGAUGCGGACCUACAAGACUCGCUUCCUGGAGUCCCUACCCCAAGCUGAUCGCGGCCGCGCUGACCUCAGCCGGCCCGUCUUCCUGGCUGCUGCGUUCUUGCUAGUCGCGAGAAAGCAUAAGGCCACCGUUGACCGUGCCGCGCUAAUAGCAAAGAUGGGCCUUACGCGAGCUGAGCUCACGGGCGCCAUAGAGGACGUGGUGGCGCGCUGCGAGGACCUAUUGGUGCCGGCGGGGACGAAGGGGCGCAAACGGGAGCGAGAAGACGGUGCGGAUGCGGAGAGGGAGGGGGCAGAUGGCGAGUCAGCGGCUGCACACGCGGGUGAGGGAGCGGGUGGCAGCCCCGGGGAGGCUGCCCGCCAGGCAAAGCCACGAGCGAAGCGCGGCAAACGUGCCGCCUCACAGCGUGAGGAUGAAGAGGAGGAGGCUGGUUCUGCAUUGCAUCCGGCGGAUGUGGCGGUGGAGGAUCUCAAACUGGUUCUCAUCGGCAUGGGGGGACCCCCGGGUCAGGCCGGCUAUGCAGAUGACGAUGCAGCUGAUGGGGCCGGCAUGACCACCGGAGGCGGCCGCAAGGCCCGUCUCAAGACCUCGCGGAAGAAGGCGGUUAAAGCCAGGGUGGAAGGCGACGAGGAGGAGCAGGUGCAGGAGGGGCAGGCUGCGGAAGAGGGUGAGGCGGGGGCUGGCACGACCAAGGUUUGCCGACGGAGGGUCGUGCGGGCGAGGCACGCUGGGUGUGACGUUGACGAAGACGAUGAGUGAAGGGAUGUGUAGGUGAGGGACGGCGCGAGUGGGCAGCUGAGGUAGGCUGCCGGGGCAAGUGGGUUAUUUCGCUGCCAGGGAUUUGCCACUUUGGGAUUGAGGAAAGUGCCAAAGCGCCGGCCAGUGUGCUGUCACGCAUGACUGGGUGAGGGAGGGGACGUCCGAUUUCACACACACGAACGCACGAACCGAAUGCAUCUGUUGCAGCACGUUCUAUAAUGAGGUUGAGAGUGUGAGAUACUGUGGGGUGCCAGGCAUACCUGGAACAGACUUUCGUUGCAUUGUGUUGAUGUUGUUGACACCUGUUGAACCACCUGCCGAUUUGGUAGGAAUUGCUGCUGGGGGUGUUGCCUUUUGAGUUGAAUGACGGUUACAACGGCUCCCUAAAAGGGAACAUAAGUGAGGAGGCAUGUGUGCAGGUG